GGGGUACCACUCGGCAGUGGUUCGAAAUUAGGAAUCCAUUCAUUCACUCUUCGUCUUCCCGCUUCAGCUAUUCUUUUCAGACCAGCAAAACUUGAACAUUACAGUACCGUAACUACACUUCAAGAGAACCAUGUGACAUGGAUUACGGAACACCCCUAG
This is a messenger RNA of Bipolaris oryzae ATCC 44560, 159 nucleotides long. RefSeq lists its product as uncharacterized. The annotation marks the transcript as partial. The record is from RefSeq and is a predicted model, not a curated record. Lineage: Eukaryota; Fungi; Ascomycota; Dothideomycetes; Pleosporales; Pleosporaceae. The transcript has a single exon.